CUGAAGCGGAAGUGUCUUACAGAGGAGGGGUCCAGGCUGACGCAUGCAUUUGCACUUUGAGCAUUUGUUAUUACGUUAAGAAAGACAUUAUAAAUCCGGGCACUAGCAUAUCUACGUAGUGCAGACACAGGACUGUGCGGUGCAGUUAUGUCGUUCAGCGGAGAAGCCGUGUUUCGGGCCGUGGAGGCGCCGCUGUUCUGGCUCGGUGCUCUCACCGCGGCCUGGCUGUCCCUGUGCUCCGUGUACCGACUGCUGUCCGGGUUCAGGGUGUGGGUGCUGGGCAACGGACGGCUCGUGUCCCCCGCCAAACUAGGAAAGUGGGCAGUUGUGACAGGAGCCACAGAUGGUAUUGGAAAAGCAUAUGCAGAAGAGCUUGCCCGCAGAGGCUUUGCCAUCGUGCUGAUCAGCCGCUCUCAGGAGAAGCUGGAUGAUGUAUCCAAGGCGAUUGCCAGUAAAUGUGGUGUGGAGACAAAAACAAUUGAAGCAGACUUCAGUGCUGUUGACAUCUACUCCAAGAUUGAAGCUGGACUCGCAGGACUGGAGAUUGGAGUAUUGGUAAACAAUGUUGGGAUCUCCUACUCUUACCCAGAGUUUUUCCUCAGCGUCCCCAAUCUUAACACUUUCAUAGACACCAUGGUCAACAUUAACAUAACAUCAGUGUGCCAGAUGACACGUCUUGUUUUACCACAAAUGGUGGAGAGGAAGACGGGAGCCAUCCUCAACAUCUCGUCUGCCAGUGGCAUGUACCCUGUUCCUCUUCUGACUGUCUAUUCUGCCUCCAAGGCAUUUGUGGACUACUUUUCACGAGGACUGCAAGCUGAAUACAAGAGUAAGGGGAUCAUCAUUCAGAGCGUUUUGCCAUUCUUUGUUGCAACCAAGCUGAGUAAAAUCCGACGGGCCACACUGGACAAGCCCAGCCCAGAGCGCUAUGUUGCAUCUGAGCUCAACACUGUGGGGCUACAGACCCAGACCAAUGGCUACCUGCCCCAUGCCAUAAUGGGUUGGGUGACUACAGCUCUGCUCCCAGCCAAGAUCCUCAACAGUUACUUGAUGGGGAUGGGCUUGUCCCAGCGCGCUCGUUACCUCAAGAAGCAGAAGCAGGGAUAGAUGGAUCGGUGGAGGCCGGGAGCUGCAGAGGCAGACAGAGGGGACCAGCUGCGUUAAUGACUCGUCCGACUACCAUCAUCAUCAUGGAGCGAGCAGAGAAAAUGUGACAGUUUCUGGGCAACAUCUCAGUUUCCCCUCCCUCUGAUAUUCCUAGUUGUAGAUGAUGUGAGGCAGUAUCUGGGCACGUUCUAAGUAUUCAAUCCAAGCAGUUGUGCAAACAAUAUUGAACAAAAUGGUGCUCUUUAUGGAGUGAACAGCUUUAAUGAAUAGGACACUAACAUCAAAACUAAAACCAACAGCGAAAACUAACCAUCUGUCUGCAAACCGUAAUCAGAAAUGAAGCCCACAGGAGAAGAUUUAAGAGAUUUGGACGUGUCUGUUGUUCCAAACCUCCUGUGAGUUUGUGGACCAGCUUCAAGCUGCUUAAUAAAACACUGGAGGUACUUACUGUUUUGAAAGCACUUAGUGAGUUAUCAAGACGUACGAAUGCAGAACUUUAUUUUUCCAACCAUUUCUACUGUGAUAUUCUUAACUUCCUUAAGUCGUUCUUGUGUUGUUUUAUAUGUGUAGUUUACAAAUGCACAGCUGUACACCUUCCUUUUGAAAAGCAACACAAGCUCAUUCAAGUACAUCCUAUUUUUUUGUGUGUUAAUUAAAUUGGUUUCUCUGCUGUGUUAAUGUGUUAGUGGAGGGGCCGCAUGUGUAAUUUAACCAAACUACAUUUCAUGUGUAUAACAAAAUAGAGUGUAAAUGAAUAGCCAGCACAGAGGGAGAGGUUGUGAUGUUAGAAUAUUAAAAAUGUGUCUUGUUUACGUUCAUAAUUGAGUUUUGGAGCCAUUCCUACAACGAGCAUCACUGCUUUGAAUUCUUUAAAUUCCCAAAAUAGAUUUUAUUCCACGAUAAAUGAGUGGGUGGCUUUUUUUGUGUGUGUGUGACAGUAAGUGGGUCACGGCAACAUUUAUCUCCAUCUUUUCACCUGUUUUGUUGCGUUUACUAAAACAGGAAGUGAAGCAGAAAAAAAUAUCAAAUGUGACAUUUCUUUGACGUCCUUUUGUGAUUUUUUUUUU
Archocentrus centrarchus (flier cichlid) is the source of this 2174-nucleotide messenger RNA. It is a transcript of the gene hsd17b12b, whose product is annotated as hydroxysteroid (17-beta) dehydrogenase 12b. Lineage: Eukaryota; Metazoa; Chordata; Actinopteri; Cichliformes; Cichlidae. Gene Ontology annotation, cellular component: endoplasmic reticulum. Gene Ontology annotation, molecular function: oxidoreductase activity. The coding region runs from base 148 to 1107 and encodes 319 amino acids. The transcript is spliced from 11 exons. The record is from RefSeq and is a predicted model, not a curated record.